This is a messenger RNA of Clonostachys rhizophaga, 1776 nucleotides long. The record is from the annotation of a GenBank genome assembly. NCBI's taxonomy places the organism in Eukaryota, Fungi, Ascomycota, Sordariomycetes, Hypocreales, Bionectriaceae.
AUGAAUCUCUCUAAUCAAGCAGCUCCAGUUGGGCCUGCUGUUUAUUUCUCCGAGUUCAAUGCUCUUGACCUAGAACUUUGGGAAAUCGGUGUCUUGUCUUUACUUCUUACUAUUGCCAGCGCCUACUACAUUUCCUCCAGCAAUAGGAAAAAUUCUCUAGGCAAAUGUGUAGACAGUUUCGACGGGCAAGUUGACUUCAUUGGCAGAAAGGAUAUUGCCAACCACUCGGAGCAAUCUUCUUUAGACUGCAUAGUGCUCUACGGAUCGCAGACCGGGACGGCAGAGGGAUUCGCGUACCAGCUAGUCAAUGAAGCCCAGACAAAAUUUGGGCUACAUCGCAUGGCGGCCAGUCUUGAAGAUUACCAGUUCAGCUCAUUGAACUCGGUUUCCAGAGAAAGACUCCUGGUCUUCAUCCUUGCUAGCUUCGGCGAAGGGGAGCCGACAGAUAAUGCAGUCGAUUUCCUCAACUUCAUUACCGACAAAAACGUGUCUUUGUCUGGACUAGAGCAUACGAAGAGACCACUCAAGAACCUCCGAUAUGCCUCGUUCGGCCUUGGUAACAACACGUACCAAUAUUUCAAUCGAGUAGCACGAGAUGCUGAUCGUGCCCUUCAGGCCUUGGGGGCCAUACGACUCGGUCCCGCGGGCGAAGGUGAUGAUGGCGCCGGUACCAUGGAUGAAGAAUUUCUCUCCUGGAAGGAAUUGAUGUGGUCGGCUUGCAAGGGCCAGAUGGGGUUCAGUGAGCAUCAAGCCACGUACAAGCCCAUGUUUCCAAUGGUCGAGUGCGAUCUCAGCGCAGCCUCACCCGAAGUCUACCGCGGAGAGCCAAAUGAGCUCCAUCUUCAAGGCCAGCCGGAUCUUUGCCAAAUCCACGCCCGGAAUCCCUUCAUUGCUCCCGCUGUCCAGUCUCGUGAGCUCUUCUCCAACACGGAGCGGAACUGUCUGCACAUCGAAAUCGACAUUUCGGGGACCCAACUAUCCUACCAAACAGGUGAUCACGUUGCUGUAUGGGUAUCGAAUCCUAACCAAGAAAUUGAUCGUUUUCUUCGUAUUCUUGGUUUGGACUCCAAGAGGCACAUGGUUGUUCACAUGGGAUCCGGCGCCUUGACGAGCAAGCUCCCGUUCCCAUCCCCCACCACAUUCGACACCAUUGCGCGCCACUACCUUGAGAUCUGCGGUCCCGUCACUCGUCAGCUUGUAGCUAGCAUUGCUCCCUUUGCACCAGAUGCCAAUCUCAAGGCAGAGAUGACAAAGUUGGGUAAUGACAAGGACUAUUUCCAUGCCCAGACCGAAGGUCGGCUCUAUAACAUAGCUCAGCUUCUGGAAGUUGUCAGCGCGGGACGACAAUGGGGGAUGAUCCCCUUUUCCAUCUUUGUCGAGGGAAUGGCCAAACUCAGGCCUCGCUACUAUUCCAUCUCUUCCUCCUCGCUCGUCUCUCCAAACGUAAUUUCCAUCGCAGCUAUGGUGGAAAACAAGGAAAUUCCAGUAGCUCGUUCUGAUGGGCAAAGAUUUCUUGGGGUGGAGACCAAUUACUUGUUGGCUUUGACGAGCCGGCAGCAGAAGCAAUUGAUUGAACCUUCGCGGCAGGGCGACGAUGCAGCGGCUUACCAACUCAUAAAGCCUCAAGGAAGAUACAACAGCACUCGUCUGCCCAUCCAUAUCCGCCACUCAAACUUCAAACUUCCAGAGGAUCCCCAAAGACCGAUUAUCAUGGUGGGCCCAGGAACCGGUCUCGCGCCCUUCCGAGGGUUUCUCCAAGAACUGCCGAGCAGAUGA